AAAAAACUGAAAUACACUUCUGCCAACUAUUACUAUUAGUUCAGUGAGUUAGUUCUGGUGUGGAUAAACAAGAGUGACUCGUGAAUCUUCCAGAAAUGCUUGUCAGCUCCAACGAAUCACUGCUAAAAUUCUGGAUACGAAGGAUAAGUUCUCCUCGAAGAAUGUAGCCUCAGAGUUACGCACAAAAUAGCCACUAGCAAGGAUAAAUCUAUAGCUGGAGUGGACUUCAUGGGCUUGUAGCUGUGGCGGAUCGCAUCAGAAGACCUGAUUUUGGCCAUGGGUAACCUUUUAGUGAACGCCACACCGGGACAAAUUGUUGACAUUGGUACCGCAUUGAACGAGCUGCCACCCAUUUUUGAAACCAAAAAUUUCAAAUCGCUCGGAAGCACACGUUUCUUCAAAGUCGCUCGUAUCAAUCAUGAAGAAGGGCCUGUGGUUGUCAAGAUUCUGGUCAAGCCCGAGAACACCAGCCUGGAUCUUCAGCAGGAACGUGCUCAGCUACAAGAGAUACGUGAUCUGCUUGUCAGUACUAACAACUGUCUGCCGUUCCAUGACUUCCUGGAGCUAGAUCGCAUCGUCGUUCUUAUCCGUCAGCAUGUGCGCUACAGCCUCUACGAUCGCAUCAGUACUAGACCUUACCUGAACCCCACCGAGAAGCUGUGGAUUCUCUACCAACUGCUGAACGCCCUGAAGGAGUGCCACAGCAAUGGAGUAUGUCAUGGAGACAUAAAAGCAGAGAAUGUGCUGGUGACAAGCUGGAACUGGGUACUAUUGACGGAUUUUGCCAGCUACAAGCCAACGUAUCUACAACAGGAUGAUCCAUCUAACUUCUCAUUCUUUUUCGAUGCAUCACGUCGACGGGUGUGCUACAUAGCUCCCGAGCGAUUUGUUGACCGUGUGCACUCCAUCUACAAGGACAUAGGCACAGCGCCUACUGCUGUGGCGUCAUCACCUCCGUCCCAUGAUAAGCUUGUUCCCAUUCCAAGUAAUGAGGAUACUGGAGGCGUAGAUGCAGCUUCUGCUCCUGUUCCCGCUGCAGGCACCUCGCCGGCAACGGGAGAUCCUGCACCAGUGGCUUCUCUGUCCGGAUCUGCUCCCGGCUACUCAUCAACACCGCCCACGUCCGCCAAAGUUGCCAUCAACCCGGCGAUGAAUGGCAGCCUGAGUGUGACGUUCGUGGCCGGCACUGAGGCCACCGCCGCACCGACGCCUGAGAGCGGGCCGCAGAGUCCGCUUACCAAGGAGAUGGAUAUCUUCUCCAUGGGGUGUGUUGUGGCUGAACUGUUUCGAAACGGAAAGCCAUUGUUUAACUUCUCUGAGCUGUUGGCUUAUCAGAUCGGAGAAUAUGAUCCACAAGAGAAGCUGGAAGAAAUUAAGGACAAGAAUGUUGUAAAUUUGAUCCUGGACAUGAUUGCACUGGAUCCUGCCAAGCGUAUCUCUGCAGUUCAGUGUAUGCACAAGUACAAAGGUGUGGCCUUCCCAAGGCAGUUCUCACAUUUCUUGGCAGUAUACUGCCGUCGUUUCUCUGGCCAGCCCAUCAUGUCUGCUGACGACAGAAUAGCACGGCUCUGUCGAGACUGGCAACAUAAAAUUGUGCCCAAUUUACUGCCGGAGCCAGCGAAUGCGGGUACCAUUGGCAAUGUGAAUACUCUGUCAGGUAUUGAUAGGGCGCCGGUGCCAGGGACAGACUCGUUAGCGCAACACAAGGCAGGACAAGAGUGCUUUCUUAUUCUGGCAUCCAUUGUGAUGUCGUCCAUCCGUGCGUGCAUCACCUUCCAUAGCAAGCAUGCCGGUGUGAAUCUCCUGACUCAGCUGGCCAUGUAUACUUCGGAUGAGGUCGCCUUGGAAAGAUAUGUACCGUUUCUGGUACACAUGCUAUCCGACCGAGCGGGGAAGGUAGUGGCAGCGGCCAUCUUGGGACUAUCCCAGUGCAUGAUGCGCAUAAAGAAGAUUCCUAAAAGUGACGUCAGUGUGUUUCCCGAGUACAUCUUCCCGGCUAUGGCACAACUAUCUAACCCAGAUAAGGACCUGGUGGUGCGUCUGGCCUUGGCAGAGAACAUUGUCACUUUGGCGCAGACGUCAAUGAACUUCCUGGAACUGUCCGUGUUAGCAGCCCGGGAGGCUUCUGGUCCAGACCAUCCACCUCAGGAAGAGCGGGAUCAGCGAGCGGCGGCGCUCUCACCUAUGGCUGGUUUUGACUCCGAACUAAUCGUCAUUCGUGAAAUGGUGCAGAAGCAGAUCGUCGCCUUGCUAUGUGAUCCGGUAAACAUGGUCAAACGGGCGCUGCUAGGAAGUGGAAUAAACCGCCUCUGUCUCUUCUUUGGCCGGCAAAAAUCAAAUGACGUGCUACUGUCUCACAUGAUCACGUUCCAAAACGACAAGCAAGAUGCACAGCUACGCGGUGCGUUCUUUGACAGCAUUGUGCCAGUGGCUGUGUACGUGGGUUCACAGAGUCUCAGCAUGGUCAUGCCUCUGCUCCAACAGGGACUUGGUGAUUUUGAAGUGCAAGUAGUCACCAAAGCAUUGGAGGCGUUGAGGUCACUGUCCUAUCUGGGUCUGUUCCACAAGCUCUCCCUGCACCAGUUAUCGCUGGAGGUGCUGCCACUUCUGUGCCACCCUGCCUUUCUAAUUCGCUCCGCGGCCGUUGGAUUUUUGUCGAUGGUGGCACGUAAGCUAAGUGUUGCUGACCUUCAAUGUCUUCUAUUACCCAACCUUCAACGCUACCUAACAGAGCAGGUUGUUGCUGCGGAUAAUGAGAACAUUCUCUUGGCCCUGCUCAAGCCACCGCUGAGCCAGAAGGUCUAUGACAACUUAGUUCAAUUCUCGAAUAUUGAAGAAUUCUUCUUCUGGCUGGAUCGCAGAGGUGGCAAGCGCAGGCAACACAAGCCGCAGCUCAACUAUGCACCCAUGUCGACAAGCGAAGAGCUCCAAGCACUGCUGAACAAAGUCAGUCCUCUGUCUGACCAAGAUGAAGAGAGUAUCUGGGCCAUGAAGGACUACAUCAAGCAUGUGCAGCGCAAACAAACAAUGAGUAAAUCAGACACCCCAACCAACCUGGCCAAGCAGGGCCGCAUCGCACGGCCGCAUCGGGACAUCCGCGUGAUUGGAGUGAGGAAUGAGCCGAAGAAUGAGACGCACAUGUCCCUGGCCACUGCAUCCAAUCCGCCUCAAAGGAACACGUUGACUAAGAAGGCAAUAACUCAAACAGAUAGUGCUUCCAUGAGUGAGGAGUGGAAUCAGAUGUUUGGAACAUCUAAAUCCAGCUCAUCAUCAUCAUCAUCAUCAUCACGCGGCAAGGAGGCAACGCCAGCAGACAAGGGCACUGGGCCGCGCCGUGGCGACUCCAGGAAAUCCUCGCUGCGCAAUCGCUCGGAAACGGCGACGCCGAGCAGCAAACAGCAGCAGCGCGUUGCCAACCAGACCCGCAAGACGCCUGUGGUGCGCUCGUCCCGAUCUCAAACGCAAGCGGACGCGUCGCCGGGAGCAGCUGGGGGUUCGUCAUCGUCGGCUACUGGCACACCGCAUUCAGGCAGACACUCCAGCAGUGAGACCAGCGAGCAGUCACCUAUGAAGCCUUCGUCAUCCAAUACCGGCUCUGCGGCAGCAACUACUGGAGGAACACAAGGAGGACCAUUUAGGCAACCUAUCUUUCACGCACAUGAUUAUCGAUUGUCUGGAAGACAUACCACUGAAGAUCGACCCAGGCUUUGUCGACAAGAGCUGGAGUCUAUGCUGGAGCAUCGGCACACUCAGUACAUGAGAUGCACUGCUCGCAUUGAGGAGCUGGCUAGUGUGAGACAGUUUGAAAGUAAUACAACUUCACCUGGCUGGGUGCCGACAGGUACUAACGUGGCUCACAUGCACGAACACCGCAGCUGCAUCAAUCAGAUUGUUGUUGCGGAAGACAAUAGCCUGUAUGCGACAUGUUCAGAUGACAGUUCAGUGCGCGUGUGGGACAGCUCACGUCUGCAAGGUCGCAGUGUUCUGCCGCACAGAUCUGUGGCCACCUAUGACAAGCAAGGUGGCCGUAUCAAUUCCCUUCUCUUCUUGAAUCCGACGACUGUGGCACUCCUGUGGCUAUGGACUAUGUUGUGUUUGUGCAGUCUGACUGGUGACCAGCGGAUAUCCGCUCUCAGACAAGACUCGCCACUGAUGGACAUGGGUCUUGCAAGGAAAGAUCACUUGCUGUCGCUGCACGCCAUGAACAGCGGGCGACUACUGGUCUCUUCGACGCUGUACGGGCGCAUUGUGGCGUGCGAUACGCGUGUCGGAAAGCCAGUAUGGAGCCUGCAGAACCCGCUCAAACACGGCUUGGUGACGAGUGCUGCUUUGGAUCGUCUACAGUGCUGGCUAGCAGUGGGUACGGAGGCUGGCGUGCAUGCCCUGUGGGAUCUCCGCUUCCACAUGAGCGUCUCCACGUGGACGCACCCUGCCAAGUUCCCCAUUCAACAGUUGGCCCCGCACCCAAUGGACCCGUGGUGUCUUAUCUCGUCUGCUGGCGCUAACAACGAGGUCAGCCUGUGGAACAUGGAGACCAGCAGUCGCUCUCAGGUGUUUUGCUCUGGCGCCCCGCUCGCCACUAAUCGGUCUUCCAAUCACUUCAUCCGCAGUUUCUGCGUUCACCACAGCCUUGGCGGCAACGCUCUCAUGCUGGGUGGCAGUGAUCGGCGAGUGCGAUUAUUCAACAUGGCCAACCAGCUGGAGUCCAGGCUACUCUUACCGCCAGUAUUAGUAACUGAUCAAGAGGUCACAACAGCCAAGUAUAGGAAACACCAGCUGGAUGGUAUAAGUGUUGUUCAAGAGCUGGUCCAAACCACGGUCAAGACCGACACCAAGGCAACAGAGGAGCACCACAAGCCACGGCCACCUGCAGCGGGACACCUGGACGCCAUCACGGGCAUGGCCGUGGCACAUGCCGGCGGCCAGAACUUCCUGCUCACCGCGUCUCGCGAUGGUGUUCUCAAAGUCUGGAAGUAGUAGUAGUAGUGUGUAGAGUGGACGCGGUGAGUCUGCAGAGAUAUAACCAGUCACUCGUCUUUCUCGUUUUCACCGUUGAUAAGCUGAUGGAAUUUGCUGAGACGCUUUUUUAUAGAACUAUUUUCUGUGUCUGUGUGUUUUACUGUCAUACAAUGCGUGUUGGAUGGCAUAUUUUAAAGCUAGGCGUGUGCGCAGAAUUAGGCUUGAAAUCGAACGACCUGCUGGAUAAAGUAGACUUGUGGAAUGUCAGAAUCUUGCAUGUGGUACAAACAUGGCCGGCUAAUGCACAAAUAAGCCUUUGCAUUGAUUUUCUCUGUCAGUAAACAAAACAAGCCUUGCUGGCUGUGUGUUCAUCAUAGUUUCAGGGUAACUCAUUCGAUAUUUCUCCGCUGCCCAUCAUAAAUACUUGUGCAUGAAACACACAAUUUAACACAUCCUUAUCUCAACCUUACUCCUUUUUAUGCUUUUAUUUAAAAAUGAAAGUCGUUUUUCAUUCUAUCGCUGAAUUGAAAUGAACUGAAAUAUAAAGUCGACCCGAGGGGUCCAAUAACUUA
Molecule: messenger RNA, 5531 nt
Organism: Sycon ciliatum
Lineage: Eukaryota; Metazoa; Porifera; Calcarea; Leucosolenida; Sycettidae
Product: phosphoinositide 3-kinase regulatory subunit 4-like
Exons: 44
Coding region: 277-4977 (1566 amino acids)
Biological process (GO): protein targeting to vacuole; late endosome to vacuole transport; autophagy of peroxisome
Cellular component (GO): late endosome; nucleus-vacuole junction; phosphatidylinositol 3-kinase complex, class III, type II
Molecular function (GO): protein binding; ATP binding; protein serine/threonine kinase activity
Source: RefSeq, a predicted model, not a curated record